Molecule: messenger RNA, 385 nt
Organism: Chrysoperla carnea
Lineage: Eukaryota; Metazoa; Arthropoda; Insecta; Neuroptera; Chrysopidae
Product: oxidoreductase-like domain-containing protein 1
Exons: 1
Coding region: 61-381 (106 amino acids)
Cellular component (GO): mitochondrion
Source: RefSeq, a predicted model, not a curated record
AAAGUCAAAAUAAGGUGUCAGAUUGAAGAAAAAUAAUAUACAAUAUGACUUGAAAAGAGAAUGAAUAAAAUUACCAGUAACAUCUCAUUUAAAUAUCGGAAAUUACCAAUUUUGAAUAGCACAAUAUUUAAAGUCUGUUCGACGAACAAUAAAGAUGAAGUAUUAGAAGUGACAAAAAAACCAGAUGAUGCGUUUCCCGAGGAACCUACAACAUGCUGUAUGUCAGGAUGUGCAAAUUGUGUAUGGAUUGCGUACGCUGAAGAGCUAACAAAACAUUUCCAAGAUGGGGGUGAUGAAGCUCAAAAACAAAUUAUGGAGAAAAUUACUGAUCCAAAUCUUAGAAUGUUUUUAUUAACCGAACUGAAAUGUAUAUGCAAAUAAAUUU